Molecule: messenger RNA, 2265 nt
Organism: Iphiclides podalirius (scarce swallowtail)
Lineage: Eukaryota; Metazoa; Arthropoda; Insecta; Lepidoptera; Papilionidae
Source: the annotation of a GenBank genome assembly
AUGAUGGAUCUCUUAAACGUGGUCUGGAUUGGUCACAAAAUGGUCAUAAACGAACUAAAGACGUUUUGCCUUCGUCUUGGCGAACUUUGGAAGCCGCUGGCGCCUAGAGCAGAUCCCGAAAUAGACUCCAGUGCGUGCCGUGAUGGAGUAAGCUCUGCUGUAUCUAUGGACGAUUAUGCGUAUACUGCAAAUGGUGACCACGAAGCCGAAAACACGGAGCUCUGCCUCAUGAAAAUUGGCAGGAGAGAGCAUGGAUACUAUGGGGUGCAUAGCGGGCUGGAGACCUCGAAGCAGCUCCUCGACGAGUGGACGGCGGAAGUGGAAGGCGGGGAACAGGUGGCGCAGCUGAUCGCCUUGGAGUUGGGCUACGAGUUCGGAGGGCCGGUACUAGGAUUCCCGAAUACCUACACGUAUCGCGCAUAUGGGCACAGUAAACAUCGACGGACGCCCGCCGGCCGCGUGACGUCACUUGCCGCUGACAGAAGGAUAGUUUGGGCUGAGCAAUCAUUCGUUAAAUCCCGGGUAAAGCGGUACCCCAUAUCCAAUUCGGACAUAGAGUUGCAGAGAGUGAAGCGUAUAGAAGAUAUGAAUGUAUCUACCGAGCACAGGAAGAAAAGAGAAGUCAUUAACAAUUUCAACGACGAACUUUGGGGCUAUCAGUGGUAUUUGCAAGACACCCGCACCAACGAAAAUCUGCCGCGGCUGGAUUUGAACGUGCUGUCCGUAUACCGUAUGGGGUACGACGGGCGCGGUGUUCGCGUGUCCGUUUUGGACGACGGCGUAGAGCACAAUCACACGGAUCUGCGCGCUAACUACGAUCCAGAGAUCAGUUGGGACAGUAACGACCAUGAUCCCGAUCCUUACCCUAGACAAGAGGCACAUAAUGGUAACUCCCACGGAACACGCUGCGCCGGAGAAAUAGCAAUGACCGCGAACAAUGGUAAAUGCGGGGUGGGUGUGGCGUUUCGAGCGAGUGUGGGUGGAGUCCGAAUGCUCGACGGACGAAUAACCGACCGCGUCGAAGGCGAAGCGAUAGGCUACGCAUGGGACAAAGUUGAUAUUUACAGCGCUUCAUGGGGUCCAAACGACGAUGGACGAACAAUAGAAGGACCUGGUAGACUGGCAGUUGAAGCAUUUAAACGAGGCGUCACAAAGGGUCGCGGCGGCAAAGGAUCGAUUUACGUGUGGGCCAAUGGGAAUGGCGGUGGCCACAACGAUAACUGCAACUGCGACGGAUAUUCGUCCAGUAUUUACACCAUUUCGAUUGGAAGCGCGUCCCAGCAAGGUCUGUUCCCCUGGUACGGGGAGAUAUGCUCGUCCACGUUGGCCACCGCAUAUUCUUCCGGAGCCUAUAAGGACCAGAAAAUAGCGACGACGGACACGAAUGAUUCAUGCACUUUAAAACACACGGGGACGUCUGCCGCAGCACCACUGGCCGCAGGAAUUAUAGCUUUGGCUUUGCAAGCCAACCCCAACUUAACUUGGAGGGAUGUUCAGCAUCUAAUUGUCUGGACGUCGGAAUACGCACCGUUAUCGCACAAUCCUGGAUGGCAGGUCAAUGGAGCCGGAUUUCGUUUCGACGUACGCUUCGGUUUCGGCCUACUAAACGCGGGCGCCCUCGUGAAGGCCGCGCUCGAUUGGCACAACGUUCCCGAGAAAGAUGCGUGCCGCUACGACGCUCUGCCGACGAGCGGGCGUGACAGUAUAAUAUCUUCGAAGGAAAUCUUUGAAGUUACUGUGACCGUCGAAAACUGCGCUGUGAACUACAUUGAGCACGUCGAGUUAAUUCUGAACGCAAAGUACAGUCGACGCGGUGCAUUAGAGAUAUAUCUGGUUUCUCCUCAAGGUACUAAAGUGCAGAUCCUAAGUGCGCGGCCUAGGGACACGUCAACGGCCGGCUUUGUCAACUGGCCAUUGACCUCGGUGGCGACUUGGGGCGAAAGAGCCGACGGUGUUUGGCGGCUGAUCGUCGAAGAUCGGACUGAAGAACAAAACAUAGGCCAAGUUGGUCCGAUAAGACUGGUCAUUCACGGCACGAAAGACAUUCCAAAUCAUAUGAGGGACGGUCCAAGGAAAUAUAACUACGGCUACAAUGAAGAGUUGCAUGACACCCUGGACUUCUACGACAUCGACGAUCCAUUCGUAAACGAGUUAGAAACACAAGACAACGUUUCGGUUGGUAGAGUGGGGCCCAUACCCGAAACGCUGAUUGAACUGGAGGAGGAGCUGGAGAGGAAGCACCACAGUCAGUCUUUUAUGACACCU